AUGCAAUGUCCAGAUUGCAGCUAUGGAUUUUCGCUUAGCUUCCAUCUCUUCUCCCUGAUUGCUCUCACCUGCACGAAACCUGUGAAAUUUGCAGAUUGUGGCUCUGCUGUUGGUAAGGUGGUGAUUGUGGACAUCCAACCUUGUCAGCUCCAUAAAGGACAGGCCUAUGCUGUCAAUGUGACAUUCCCGAGUGGCGCAGUGCUCAAGCUGGUUGUUGAAUGGGAACUGAGAGAUGACACUGGCAAAGACUUGUUCUGCAUAAGGUUCCCAGUCCAGAUAGUAAGCUGA
Messenger RNA from Coregonus clupeaformis (lake whitefish), 288 nucleotides. Its product is annotated as NPC intracellular cholesterol transporter 2-like. Bases 1 to 288 code for a protein of 95 amino acids. The record is from RefSeq and is a predicted model, not a curated record. The transcript has 4 exons. Lineage: Eukaryota; Metazoa; Chordata; Actinopteri; Salmoniformes; Salmonidae.